This is a messenger RNA of Tuber aestivum (summer truffle), 944 nucleotides long. Lineage: Eukaryota; Fungi; Ascomycota; Pezizomycetes; Pezizales; Tuberaceae. The record is from the annotation of a GenBank genome assembly.
AUCCCACCCCUUACCAAUCCAAUCCCCCACCACCCCACUGACCAUCACUUUGAGAAAAAAACAGCAUCAUAGCCCUCACUCUUUCACUUAUCGGGGCCCUCCACCUGACACUCGACAUCCUCAUCCUAACCCGCUCAUCGCUGAAUAAAAUAUACAUAGCCGUCCUGUACAGCAUCCUCAUAGUCUGUUGGAUAAGCAUCUCCGGAGUAGAAUUCGUUGAGGUCGGAAACCUGGACGAGCAUGCAGGGGGUGCCUUCAACUUGAGGAUUGACUCGAAAAUCUCGGCCGGAUGCAAUGUGAAGAACAUGACCUUCAACCAUGUGCCCGGGGAGCCAUAUGUCACUCACUGCACCUUACCCGUUAUUAGGUGCUCGUUUUCUUGGGCUAUGGUGUAUGUCAGGUCCCUUUUUUUUUAUCAUACCUCCUUUCUUAAAAACAUAACACAAAGUAUCAUAAAAAACUUAUUCCGCGAGGAAAUAAAUUGACCUGAUGGGGUUGGAUGCGCUUAUUAGGGUUCUGUAUAUCGCUGCCAGUAUCUACGUCACGAAGGGGGUGAAAGUGUCCGCAAAGACGCUCGGCCGCUCAACAAUGGCGCAAGGAGGCAAUAAUGAGGAAAGGUCGGAUACCGAUCCGCUGUCGAGCGUGUACUCUGGCAGGGUGGUGAGGGCUGUCAUACGGGAGCAAGAUGGUGAGAUGCCGAAGACCAGUUUGGGCGAGGACUACCCCAAGGGGGUUGUGGAGAAAGUUUUUGUUUAAUACAUGACGGAUUAAUGAUUUUUGUCACAUUAAUGUAUUGAUUUCUUUAUGAUGUUAUGGACUAUUCUCUAUUGGGUGGGUCGGACCCGCAUUUCCUCUACGAAUACUGAGGCACCGAUCGAUUGCUACCGACACUUUGAGGAUCUUUAGUCAAGAGAAUCUUAGAUUUAUAUUUAGAUUUUUCCUUC